UCCGGUCGGCAUUUUGUUCUGAGGUAGCGAGACCGACGCUCGCAUUCACGCAGGCUCCUCUUUUUUCUCUCUCUUUCUCUCUCCUCCCUCCCCCUUUCCUCCCUCCCCGGUACCGACUCACCGUGGCCUAAGUAGUUUCCUCCGUGCCCCGCCCCAACCGCGUACACAGAGGAGGCGGCGGAGGAGGCGGUGGUGACGGCGGCGGAAGAGAAGGACCGAGCCGCGGUAGAGAUUUUCCCCCCUCCUCCCUUUCGUUAGCUCCUUUCCUCCCUCCCCUCCCGGGGUCCGGUCGGUCGGUCGGUGGGUGCGUGAGGUGUUUAUCGAAUCCGGUUUGGCCUGGCCUGUGUGGAUGUUGGUGUGAAUUAGGCUCGGUGGGAGGACGACGGCAAGGAGGAGAAGGAAGAAGAAGAAAAAGAGGAGGAGGAGGAGGAGGAAGAAGAAGACGGUGGCGACGACGACGACGACGACUUAAGGGAUUCGCUUCGGCCGCUCUUCCCCCCCUCUCCGGCUCUACAUGUUCGCUGCACUGAGGAGGAGACGGAAGAGGAGCCAGCCCCCCUCCCGGCCCGGAUUAUUGUUGUUAUAUUAUCUCCCCUCCUCCUCCUCUCGCUCCGCGGCGGCCCAGCGGCGGAUCCUCUGAGGAGGGAGGGGGGCGGAUUUUUUCCCCUCGUUUCCCCCCCCCGGUUUGGUUUUCGGUUGGAUUCAGACGGUGUUUUGCUCAGCAUGAUUGUCGUUUUUCACUGUCCAACUUUCACAUCCAUACACAGAGAUUGGGAAUACCAUAUAUGUGCUUGGGAGAUGGGAAGUAAUGAUAGCUGGCAUCCGAACUAAAAUCUACGUGUAGGCACUACCAUCCCAGCAUUUCAGGAUGAAUGGGGAUAUGCCUCAUGUUCCCAUCACUACUCUUGCAGGGAUUGCUAGUCUCACAGAUCUUUUGAACCAGCUGCCUCUUCCAUCACCUUUACCUGCUACAACUACAAAAAGUCUGCUAUUUAAUGGACGAAUUGCAGAGGAGGUGAACUGUCUUUUGGCUUGUAGGGAUGAAAAUCUGGUUUCACAGCUUGUGCACAGCCUCAACCAGGUUUCAACAGAUCACAUAGAAUUGAAAGAUAACCUUGGCAGCGAUGAUCCAGAGGGAGAUAUACCAGUCUUGCUACAGGCUGUCCUGGCAAGGAAUCCUAAUGUUUUCAGGGAGAAAAGCAUGCAAAACAGAUACGGGGUACAAAGUGGAAUGAUGAUGCCGCAGUACAAACUGUCUCAGAAUUCCAUGCAUGGUAGUCCUGCAUCUUCCAAUUAUCAGCAAACCACUAUCUCUCAUAGCCCUUCCAGUCGGUUUGUGCCACCACCAACAAGCUCUAGUAAUCGAUUUAUGGCACCACAAAACAGCCCUGUGCCUAGUCCAUAUGCUCCUCAAAGUCCUGCAGGAUAUUUGCCAUACUCGCAUCCUCCAAGUUACACACCUCACCCGCAGAUACAGCAAGCUUCAGUGUCCAGUCCCAUUGUCUCAGGUGGGAUGAGGAAUAUACAUGAAAAUAAGGUUACAAGUCAGUUGUCGGGCAGUUCAGCUAAUCACCAUGCUGAUAAUUCUAGACAUGGCUCAAGUGAAGACUACCUGCAAAUGGUGCACAGAAUAAGCAGUGAAGAUGGUGAUUCUUCAAUAAGGAACACUGCAUCGUUUCCUUUGCGGUCACCACAGUCAGUAUGUUCUCCUGCUGGAAGUGAUGGAACCCCUAAAGCAGCUGCUGCUUCCAUUCCAAGAUCCCAUUCCAGCAAAGGAUCAAGACCACCUUUAAUACUUCAAUCUCAGCCUCCACCUUACUCUUCACCUAGAGAUGUCCCCCCUGACAUAUUAUUAGAUUCUCCUGAAAGAAAGCAAAAGAAACAAAAGAAAAUGAAGUUAGGGAAGGAUGAAAAAGACCAGACUGAAAAAGCUGCAAUGUAUGAUAUCAUUAGCUCUCCAUCCAAGGACUCUACUAAACUUACGUUAAGACUUACUCGUGUAAGAUCUUCAGAUAUGGACCAGCAGGACGAUAUGCUUUCUGGUUUGGAAAACAGUAACGUGUCGGAAGGGGACAUUUCCUUUAAUGUGCAGUAUCCAGGACAGACUUCUAAAACACCAGUUACUCCACAGGAUAUUAAUCGCCCAUUAAAUGCUGCUCAGUGUUUGCCGCAGCAUGAACAAACAGCAUUCCUUCAGGCACAACAAGUGCCUGUUUUACAACCGAACACUUCAGUUUCUGCAAAACAACCUCAAAAUCAUUUGGUACAGACACAUCAACAAGUUUCACAACAUGGAACUAUUACGCCAUAUGAUGAAGUAGAAUUGGAUGCAUUGGCUGAAAUUGAACGGAUAGAACGGGAAUCAGCUAUUGAAAGGGAACGGUUUUCAAAAGAAGUGCAAGACAAAGAUAAGCCUUUGAAGAAACGAAAACAAGAUUCCUAUCCACAGGAGGCUGGAGGUGCUACUGGAGGAAAUAAGCCAGCUUCUCAGGAGACAGGGUCUGCAGGAAAUGGAUCAAGGCCAGCCUUGAUGGUUAGCAUUGAUCUACAACAAGCAGGGCGUGCGGACUCUCAGGCAACUGCUCCUCAGGACUCAGACAUCAUCAAAAAGCCUGAAGAGAUAAAGCAGUGUAAUGACGGUUCUGUUUUCAUUCCCCAAGAGGAUGUUAUUGGAGUACUUAAACUAAAAUCUGAAAACCAUCCUGAAAUCCUGAGGAAAAAGUCAGAUUCUGAAGGUUUAAAGGUGGAAAUACAACACAAUGAGAACAAACAGGCAGAAGUGCAGCAAAAUGAGAGUAAACGGAUAGAAACUAAACAGAGUGAAAGCAAGCAGACAGAAAUUAAACAUGAAAGCAAACAUGAAAGUAGGCAGGUGGAUAUGAAACAAAAUGAGAGCAAGCAAAAUAAUGGCAAACAGGAAAUUAGGCAACGACCUGAAACUCCAAAACAGAAAAAUGAAGUGAGGCCAGAUACUCCAAAACAAAAAAAUGAAGGCAGGCCAGAAACCCCAAAGCAGAAGAAUGAAGGUAGGCCAGAAACCCCCAAACACAGGCAUGAAAACAGGCGGGAUUCUGUUAAGUCAUCUUCAGAAAAGAAGCCUGAUAUAUCUAAAUAUAAAAUGGAUACGAAGUCUGAUCCUUCCAGGGUAAAAUCUGAAAGGUCUGAUGCAUUAAAACAGAGGACAGAUGGACGUUCAGUUUCUGACUCUCUAAAGCGUGAUCAUGAUAACCUUAAACAAAAAUCUGAAGACAGGGGUGAAUCGGAGAGACACAGAGGAGAUUCAUCAAAGCUGAGAAGACCUGAGUAUUUGAGGUCUUCAAGUAAGGGCGAGCAUGACUCUAAACAUAGCAUUAAAUCUGAUAACUCAAAACCUGAAAAACUAGAAAGAAAACACAGGAACGAGUCUGGUGAGUCCCGUGAUAGGCUGUCUUCUGGGGAUCAGAGAUCAAGACCUGACAGCCCUCGUAUUAAACAAGAAAAUAAAAGUGAUAUUGGUAAAUUAAGACCAGAUAGACCAGGUUUUAAAUCACACAACAGUAAAGAUGAACGAAGGACAGAUGGUAAUAAGAGCAGAAUGGAUAGUAAUAAAGCACACACAGACAAUAAGGCAGAGUUUCCCAGUUAUUUGUUGGGGGGAAGAUCAGGGGCUUUGAAACACUUUAUCAUUCCAAAAAUCAAACGCGAUAAAGAUGGCAAUGUCAUGCACGAAGCAAGAAAAACAGAAAUUAAGGGUGAACCGAAGGACAAAGUUGAGAAGAUUGGGCUAGUGGAGGAUCUAAAUAAAGGAGCUAAACCAGUUGUUGUUCUGCAGAAGCUUUCUUUGGACGAUGUACAAAAAAUUAUUAAGGAUAGAGAAGACAGAUCAAGGAGCUCUUGUUUUAAACCUAACAAGAACAAGUCAUCCAAAUCAAACAAAAGUAGCAUAGAUCAGUCAGUGUUAAAGGAAUUACCUCCAGAACUGCUAGCAGAAAUUGAGUCUACCAUGCCUCUCUGUGAACGAGUGAAAAUGAACAAACGUAAGCGUAGCACAGUAAAUGAAAAACCAAAAUAUGCUGAAAUCAGUUCUGACGACGACAAUGACAGUGAAGUCGCUUUUGAAACUUCCCGCAAAAGGCAUAAAAAAGAUAGAGAUGAUGAUAAAGCUUGGGAAUAUGCAGAACAUGACAGACGAGGUUCUGGAGAUCAUAAAAGGAGUAGCCAUUAUCAUGAAGGAAGGAGAAGCUCUGGGAGCAGUCGAUACCGCAAUCGUAGUCCAGAAGACUCAGACGUGGAUGAUUAUUCCCCCCCUCCUAGCCUCAGUGAGGUGGCUAGAAAAAUGAAGAAAAAAGAGAAGCAAAAGAAGAGGAAAGCUUAUGAACCAAAGCUAACACCUGAAGAAAUGAUGGAUUCUUCUACAUUCAAGAGAUUCAGCGCUUCAGUUGAAAAUAUUUUGGACAAUUUGGAAGACAUGGAUUUUACUGCAUUUGGUGAUGAUGAUGAAAUUCCUCAGGAGUUUCUACUGGGAAAGCAUCAACUUAGUGAAUUGGGCAGUGAAUCUGCUAAAAUUAAGGCAAUGGGCAUUAUGGACAAGCUUUCAACAGAAAAAACAGUGAAAGUCCUGAAUAUCUUGGAGAAAAAUAUUCAAGAUGGUUCGAAACUUUCUACUCUGCUUAACCAUAAUAAUGACACUGAAGAUGAGGAAAGGUUAUGGAGAGACCUGAUCAUGGAGAGAGUCACAAAAUCUGCAGAUGCCUGUCUUACUGCUAUCAACAUUAUGACAUCGCCCAACAUGCCCAAAGCUGUAUAUAUUGAAGAUGUAAUAGAAAGAGUUAUUCAGUACACUAAAUUUCACUUGCAGAACACACUUUAUCCUCAGUAUGAUCCUGUUUACCGAUUGGAUCCUCAUGGUGGUGGCGUAUUAAGCUCGAAAGCAAAGCGUGCCAAGUGUUCCACCCACAAACAGAGAGUAAUAGUGAUGUUAUACAACAAAGUUUGUGAUAUUGUUAGUAGUUUGGCUGAACUGUUGGAGAUACAGCUUCUUACUGACACCACUAUUCUACAGGUUUCUUCCAUGGGGAUAACACCUUUUUUUGUAGAAAAUGUCAGUGAACUUCAGUUAUGCGCCAUCAAACUUGUCACUGCAGUCUUCUCAAGAUAUGAAAAGCAUAGGCAAUUGAUACUAGAAGAAAUUUUCACUUCACUUGCAAGGUUACCAACCAGCAAAAGAAGUUUGAGGAACUUCAGACUGAACAGCAGUGAUACUGAUGGGGAACCUAUGUAUAUUCAGAUGGUGACUGCAUUGGUGCUACAACUAAUUCAGUGUGUUGUGCAUCUGCCAUCAGGCGAGAAGGAUUCUAAUUCUGAAGAGGAGUCAAAUAAGAAGGUGGAUCAGGAUGUCUUAAUUACAAACUCAUAUGAAACAGCCAUGAGAACAGCACAAAACUUCCUUUCAAUUUUUCUCAAGAAAUGUGGUAGCAAGCAAGGGGAAGAGGAUUAUAGGCCACUCUUUGAGAACUUUGUUCAAGAUCUUCUUUCCACUGUCAACAAACCAGAAUGGCCAGCUGCAGAGUUAUUGCUUAGUUUAUUGGGAAGACUACUGGUUCAUCAAUUUAGUAAUAAAUCUACAGAAAUGGCAUUGAGAGUGGCAUCACUUGAUUAUCUUGGUACUGUAGCAGCACGAUUGAGGAAGGAUGCAGUCACUAGCAAAAUGGAUCAAGGAUCUAUAGCUCGUAUUUUAAAACAGGUCUCAGGAGGGGAAGAUGAAAUCCAACAGUUGCAAAAAGCACUGCUAGAUUAUUUGGAAGAAAAUACAGAAACUGAUGCAUCGUUAGUGUUUUCUCGGAAAUUUUAUAUAGCUCAGUGGUUUCGGGACACUACAAUGGAAACCGAGAAAGCAAUGAAAACUCAGAAGGAUGAAGAUUCAUCUGAAGGAACACACCAUGCAAAAGAAGUUGAGACAACAGGACAAAUCAUGCACAGAGCAGAAAGUCGCAAAAAAUUUCUUCGCAACAUCAUUAAAAGAGCACCAUCUCAGUUCAGUACAUUAAAGAUGAACUCAGAUACUGUGGACUAUGAAGAUGCUUGCUUGAUUGUUCGCUACUUGGCCUCUAUGAGGCCGUUUGCCCAGAGCUUCGAUAUUUAUUUGACACAGAUUCUGCGUGUGCUUGGUGAAAAUGCAAUUGCUGUUCGAACAAAAGCCAUGAAGUGUUUGUCUGAGGUUGUUGCUGUAGAUCCCAGCAUUCUAGCCAGGCUGGAUAUGCAACGAGGUGUCCAUGGACGGUUGAUGGAUAAUUCCACUAGUGUACGAGAAGCAGCCGUGGAGUUACUUGGUCGGUUUGUCCUUUGUCGACCACAGCUUGCUGAACAGUAUUAUGACAUGCUGAUUGAGCGAAUACUGGAUACUGGUAUUAGUGUCAGAAAAAGAGUCAUAAAGAUUCUGAGGGAUAUUUGUAUUGAACAACCAACAUUUCCCAAAAUUACAGAAAUGUGUGUGAAAAUGAUUCGUAGAGUCAACGAUGAAGAAGGCAUUAAGAAACUGGUAAAUGAAACAUUCCAGAAGCUGUGGUUUACUCCAACCCCCCAUAAUGACAAAGAAGCAAUGACCAGGAAAAUACUGAACAUCACUGAUGUGGUCGCAGCAUGUAGAGAUACAGGGUAUGAUUGGUUUGAACAGCUUCUUCAGAAUUUGCUAAAAUCUGAAGAAGAUGCUUCAUAUAAGCCUGUGAAGAAAGCUUGUACACAGCUUGUGGAUAAUUUGGUUGAACACAUUCUGAAGUAUGAAGAAUCUCUGGCAGAUUCUGACAACAAGGGUGUGAAUUCAAGUCGCUUGGUAGCUUGCAUAACCACUUUGUUCUUAUUCAGCAAAAUCAGGCCCCAGUUAAUGGUCAAACAUGCUAUGACCAUGCAGCCAUAUCUUACCACUAAAUGCAGUACUCAGAAUGACUUCAUGGUGAUCUGCAAUGUUGCAAAAAUUUUAGAAUUGGUAGUGCCACUCAUGGAACAUCCCAGUGAGACUUUCCUUGCUACUAUUGAAGAAGAUCUCAUGAAGCUUAUAAUCAAAUAUGGCAUGACAGUAGUGCAGCACUGUGUCAGUUGUCUUGGGGCUGUUGUAAACAAGGUCACUCAAAAUUAUAAAUUUGUAUGGGCAUGUUUUAAUAGAUACUAUGGGGCACUUUCAAAAUUAAAAAGUCAACAUCAAGAAGACCCAAACAGUACUAUUCUUACAGCAAAUAAACCAGCACUCCUUAGAUCCCUUUUCACGGUUGGAGCACUGUGUCGGCAUUUUGAUUUCGACCAAGAGGAUUUUAAAGGCAACAGCAAGGUUAACAUUAAGGAUAAAGUGCUUGAACUGCUGAUGUAUUUUACCAAACAUUCAGAUGAGGAGGUACAAACAAAAGCUAUUAUUGGUCUAGGGUUUGCAUUCAUACAACACCCAAGUCUAAUGUUUGAACAGGAGGUGAAAACAUUGUACAACAGCAUUCUCUCUGAUAAGAACAGCUCAGUAAAUUUAAAAAUCCAAGUGUUAAAAAACCUCCAAACAUACCUCCAAGAGGAAGAUACACGGAUGCAGCAGGCAGAUAGAGAAUGGAAAAAGGUAGCAAAGCAGGAAGAUCUGAAAGAAAUGGGUGAUAUUUCCUCAGGGAUGAGCAGCUCUAUCAUGCAGCUCUAUCUCAAACAGGUCCUUGAGGCUUUCUUUCACGCCCAGUCCAGCGUUCGGCAUUUUGCGCUCAAUGUUAUUGCACUGACAUUAAACCAGGGUCUUAUCCAUCCAGUCCAGUGUGUGCCAUACUUAAUAGCUAUGGGCACAGAUCCAGAGCCUUCUAUGAGGAACAAAGCAGAUCAGCAGCUAGUGGAGAUCGACAAAAAAUAUGCUGGAUUUAUUCAUAUGAAAGCAGUGGCUGGUAUGAAGAUGUCCUACCAGGUACAGCAAGCAAUCAACACUUGUCCAAAAGAUCCCGUGAGGGGCUUUAGGCAGGAUGAAUCCAGCAGUGCUUUGUGCUCACACCUUUACUCCAUGAUCCGAGGGAACCGGCAACACCGACGAGCCUUUCUCAUUUCCUUACUCAACCUCUUUGAUGACACAGCUAAAACAGAGGUGAAUAUGCUUUUGUACAUAGCAGACAAUCUAGCCUGUUUUCCUUACCAAACCCAGGAAGAGCCACUUUUUAUAAUGCACCAUAUAGACAUUACAUUAUCAGUUUCUGGUAGUAACCUUCUCCAGUCAUUUAAGGAGUCUAUGGUGAAAUAUAAAAAAGAAAGGAAGCCUUCAUCUGAUGAAGAGAGUGAGAGUGAAAGUAACAGUGAGAAUGACAGUGACAGCGAGGAGGAAAUACACAAACCCCGAAAGUUACGAAAACGUGCAGGCUCAGAUUCAGAUACUGAUGAAGAGAAUGAUAUAAAUGCUGUCAUGAAAUGUUUGCCAGACAAUUCAGCUCCUCUAAUUGAAUUUGCAAAUGUUUCCCAGGGUAUAUUGUUGCUUUUGAUGUUAAAACAGCAUUUGAAGAACCUCUGUGGAUUUUCAGAUAGUAAAAUUCAGAAAUACUCUCCCUCUGAAUCUGCAAAAGUAUAUGAUAAAACGAUAAACAGGAAAGCAGGAAUUCAUUUCCAUCCAAAACAGACGCUAGACUUCCUUCGGAGUGAUAUGGCUAAUUCCAAGCUCACAGAAGAAGUGAAGAGGAGUAUAGUCAAGCAGUACUUAGAUUUCAAACUUCUCAUGGAACACUUGGAUCCUGAUGAAGAGGAGGAAGAUGGAGAAGUAUCAGCUAGCACAAAUGCUCGCAACAAAGCUAUUACCUCGCUGCUCGGAGGAGGCAGCCCUAAAAACAAUGCAGCUGAAACAGAGGAUGAUGAGAGUGAUGGGGAGGAUAGAGGAGGAGGCACUUCAGGGUCAUUGAGAAGGUCAAAACGAAAUUCAGACUCUACGGAGUUGGCAGCACAGAUGAAUGAAAGUGUUGAUGUCAUGGAUGUCAUCGCUAUUUGCUGUCCAAAGUACAAAGAUCGACCACAAAUUGCAAGAGUAGUACAGAAAACCAGCAAUGGCUUCAGUGUUCAGUGGAUGGCGGGCUCCUACAGUGGCUCCUGGACUGAGGCUAAGCGCCGUGAUGGCCGCAAACUGGUGCCUUGGGUAGACACUAUUAAAGAGUCAGACAUUAUUUACAAAAAAAUUGCUCUAACGAGUGCUAAUAAGCUGACUAAUAAAGUGGUUCAGACUUUACGAUCGUUGUAUGCCGCCAAGGAUGGAACUUCCAGCUAAUGCAUUUGUUCAUGCAGCCAAAUUUUACAGGAAAUAACAAAAAAAAACUUGAAAUACCAACUUUCUGGCAAAAAAAAUCAAUUUAAUGAAGAGUAAGAAUGACACCUGGGAUGCAGGAAACAGAAGGAAAUGUUUGGUAAACAUUUUUGUGGGAGCUUCCUUCGCUGUUGUGCAGCAGAAACUUCUCAGUUCAUUUUUACUCCCACUGUAUAAUAGUUUAACAAAAAUUGUUUAUAUCUUGAAAAAAACCUUUCUGUUUUAAAAAAAAUAAACAAGUGAAUGUUGGAAAUUAGUCUGUUAAUGUUCUUAAUAAAGUGUUCUUGGAGUUUAACCUAGCAGCGGAUGGCUUUCUUUAGCUUAGCCCAGUUUCCAGGGAAGCAUUGUUUUUCCAGGCUGUAAAAUGGCAGAAUCUCCUGGAUAUAUAAUUUAUUCUGUUGGGGGAAAAAAGCAUGCAGUAUCUAUGACCUAUCUGCAGGAGGAGUUUUUGUAAAUGUAGAUUUUGAUGUAUUAGGUCACCCUGAAAUAAUACAAGAAAAGGGAUCCCCAGCAAAUCUGGUGGAACGAAUACUGCAAUAAAUUUUUUUACUUCUCUUUGUUA
Rhineura floridana is the source of this 9830-nucleotide messenger RNA. RefSeq names its product NIPBL cohesin loading factor (gene NIPBL). Gene Ontology annotation, molecular function: chromatin binding. The coding region runs from base 869 to 9232 and encodes 2787 amino acids. The transcript is spliced from 49 exons. Gene Ontology annotation, cellular component: Scc2-Scc4 cohesin loading complex. The record is from RefSeq and is a predicted model, not a curated record. Gene Ontology annotation, biological process: heart morphogenesis; digestive tract development; establishment of mitotic sister chromatid cohesion. Lineage: Eukaryota; Metazoa; Chordata; Lepidosauria; Squamata; Rhineuridae.